Messenger RNA from Lodderomyces jiufengensis, 522 nucleotides. RefSeq names its product peptide-methionine-S-sulfoxide reductase (gene MXR1). Gene Ontology annotation, molecular function: peptide-methionine (S)-S-oxide reductase activity. Bases 1 to 522 code for a protein of 173 amino acids. Lineage: Eukaryota; Fungi; Ascomycota; Pichiomycetes; Serinales; Debaryomycetaceae. The record is from RefSeq and is a predicted model, not a curated record. The transcript has a single exon.
AUGUCAUCAGUUUUAGCCUUAGGUGGUGGGUGCUUUUGGGGCUUAGACCAUAUAUUUAGGAAGCAAUUCACCGGUAAAGGAUUAAUCAACAUAGCUGUUGGUUAUGCUAAUGGUAAUGCAUCAGCGGCUGAGGGUUUAUCUUAUGAAAAAGUUUGUGCAGGAAACACUAACUUUGUUGAAGUUGCAAAAUUAGAAUAUGAUUCAACAAAAUUACCAACUUCAGAAAUUUUAGAUUUAUUUUUCAGAUUGCAUGAUCCAACAACAGUUAAUUCUCAAGGUCCAGAUAGAGGAACUCAAUAUAAAUCAGCUAUUUUCACUACUGAUGAAAAUCAAUUUAAAUUAGCUAAUGAAAUUAAAGAAAAAUUUCAAAAGGAAUGGUAUCCAAAUAAAAAAAUUGUUACUUUAAUUGAACCAUUAAAAAUAUUUGUUGAUGCUGAAGAAUAUCAUCAAAACUAUUUGAAUAAGAACAAAGGAGGGUAUGAGUGUCCUAGCCACUACAUAAGAUCUAAACCAAAUAUUUAG